Molecule: messenger RNA, 2189 nt
Organism: Medicago truncatula (barrel medic)
Lineage: Eukaryota; Viridiplantae; Streptophyta; Magnoliopsida; Fabales; Fabaceae
Product: E3 ubiquitin-protein ligase XBAT33
Exons: 10
Coding region: 185-1723 (512 amino acids)
Molecular function (GO): protein binding
Source: RefSeq, a predicted model, not a curated record
ACAUAUCACAAUCAAAGAGGUUAAAGUCUCAACAACCUUACUCACACACACCUUCCACGUCAUCAUCACCACCUUCACAACACACAUUGCGUGAACAAAACAAAACAAAACAAAACAAACAUAUUAUUACAACGUUUUUUGUUCGGUUUGUUUCACAACGUUGACCUUUCUUUGUGUCCCUUGGAUGGGAAAUUCUUUCGGAUGUUCUGCCUCCGGCGAGAGACUGGUAUCGGCGGCGAGGGAUGGUGACCUUGUUGAGGCGAAGAUGCUUUUGAAUUGUAACCCUUAUCUUGCUAAAUACUCCACUUUUGGUGGUCUUAAUUCUCCUCUUCAUUUUGCAUCUGCAAAGGGUCAUAACGAGAUUGUUGCAUUGUUGCUUGAGAAUGGAGCUGAUGUUAAUUCAAGAAAUUAUUCUGGCCAGACGGCAUUGAUGCAAGCUUGUAGAUAUGGUCAUUGGGAAGUUGUGCAAACACUUUUACUCUUCAGAUGCAAUGUUAUGAGAGCUGAUUAUCUUAGUGGGAGGACAGCUCUUCACUUUGCAGCGAUGAACGGGCAUGUAAGAUGUAUUAGACUUGUUGUGGCUGACUUUGUUCCGAGUGCUCCUUAUGAUGUGAUACAUGCUCGAUCAGAUGCCGAACAAGGUGGUGGAUCAAAUGUAAAAGGCAAAAAUGAACAAAGUGCUUUGUCCAAGUUUGUAAAUAAGACAGCUGAUGGUGGUAUCACUGCCCUUCACAUGGCUUCGUUAAAUGGAUACUUUGAUUGUGUGCAACUGCUACUUGAUCUUAAUGCAAAUAUGUCUUCUGUGACAUUUCAUUAUGGAACAUCAAUGGAUUUAAUAGGGGCUGGAAGCACUCCUUUGCAUUACGCCGCAUGUGGGGGAAAUUUAAAAUGCUGUCAGAUCCUCCUUGCAAGAGGUGCAAGUCGGAUGGCUUUGAAUUGCAACGGGUGGCUUCCUCUUGAUAUUGCUCGGAUGUGGGGGCGUCAUUGGCUUGAACCGUUGCUGGCACCCAUUUCUGAUGCCGUAACACCUUCCUUCCCUCAUUCAAAUUACUUGUCCUUGCCUCUCAUGAGUGUUCUCAACAUAGCCAGAGAGUAUGGAUUGCGAUCAUCUACAACUUCCUCUGAUGAGAUUGAAUUUUGUGCUGUAUGCCUGGAGAGGCCAUGUUCAGUGGCUGCAGAAGGAUGUGGACAUGAACUUUGUGUGAGAUGUGCGCUCUAUCUUUGCUCGACAAGCAACGUUUCGUCUGAAAUGCUUGGCCCCCCUGGCUCUAUCCCUUGCCCCCUUUGUAGACAUGGAAUUGUCUCUUUUGUCAAGUUGCCAGGUUCCCAAGCAAAAGAAAAUAAAUUACACGUGUCUCUUGGCCUCUGCACUCCAUGCAUAUUACAUCCACGCGACAUAGAUCAUCCAUCUCUUUCUCACACACCAGAGAUCCAAAGAAACUGUGUUGAUUCUGUUCCUUCAGAGUUACUCUGUCCUGUUACAUGUAGUCCAUUUCCAUCUAUGGCAAUGCCUUUAUGCACCUGCAACGAAGGUUCGUGUCCAUCAUUUGAACCACGAGGCGUAGAAACAAGAGACGAAUCACCUCGUCACUCACAGACAUCAACAACGGAUCAGGAUAAAAUUGAAGGGCCGAAACUGGAUAAAACAACUUGCUCGAAUAUGUUUUGGGGUAGAAGAAGUUGCAGCAGGGAGCACCAAUGCAAUUCGGAAAUAAAUGCUUGAACUAUUUUUGUGCUUGUGGAUAUUAGGUACAUUUUUUUAUCAACAGAGCUUUCCACAGUUUGUCUUACUGACCAGCCUCAAAUGGUGGAACUAGGUAGAUAUAUCAGAGAGACGAAAAGCGGUUCUGCAGAUCUCCUUUACUUCAGAGGCUGUGUACUAGUUGACAGAUACAAUUCUCUGGUAUUUCAGACACUCAAUCAUCAUCUUCAUGCUCUCUUAUGAUAUGUAGGAGAGCCUGUGUAAAAUUAGUUUCAGUACCGGGAGAUUGUGAUUGUGAUUUAUUGUGAUUGGAUUUCAUUUUAUGAAAGAAAGGUGUUUUUUAAGCCUAGAAAAUUUAACCUCUGUAUAUCAUGUUUGUCACUAAUUUUAUAAAUUUACAAAGCACAAAUCUAAGGAAUUGGAACCACUUGCUGAUGAAAUUAUAAAUACCUUUUUUGGACUAUAAGGUUUAUUUCAUCAACGUUUA